AGAGUUACAACUGAAAAGUGCUUGGAUUAUGUUAUCUGCCUAAUCAACUUCACGACAAUCAAUAUCCUUUACAAAUAGUGUUCGUUUUUUUAUCAGUUAGAAAGCAUAUUUUUCUAGCUCCAUAUCCAGUUUCAAAAUCACUUGGAAUAUUUCAAUUUUGAUAUAAUGUGUUUUGCUUUAAUAAGAUAACUAAAAUUUUGUCAAGAGUUAUAAACCUGUAAUUUUAUUUGAUUACCUAAUUUAUUUCUUCAAGUUGGACAAAAAUACACUUUUCCUCUAUGACUUCUAAUUCACUGAAGAAUAUUUGAUAAUGGGCUUCAUCGCAUUCAAUCAUAUUUUAGACAUUUUGCCAAGUAUUAUGAACUUGCCUUAUUCACAAAUGGUAUUAUUUUUCAAAGGGUAUGUCGAAUCCUCAGAAAUAAGUCUGGAACCUCACCAAAAUCAAUCCUGUUAAAUUGUCCUGAACAAAUCUACUAUUUAAACACAUUCCAACUAGAUAUUUUCAUUUGAAAAUUUUCCAUUUUAAGCUUUUGACAUCUGAUGAUCAGACAAAAAAAUUUUAAUUUGCUUUCUGAAUUGAAUAAAGAUUAUUCGUCAAAUCAAUGUCCAUCUUGAACAUUUUGCAUUGCCAAAUUUAGGUUUAAUCUUCAAUCUCUUACAACACAAAUUUCACUGUUGAACGUGAACCAAUUCAAAAUGUAUUCAAUAUUUCAUAUUCGAAAAUAGUAUUUCAGGAUGCAUAUAUGUUUUAUAAUUUUGGCCAUCUGAGUAAAGCAAGCAUUAUCUUACUUGUACUCCUUAACUAUAUUGAACACAGAUAUUGGAUGCAGGCGCACCCAGUCAAUCUAAUUGUAAGUCUUUUAUUAUUAAAUCAUGAUCAUUUCUGUUUGUUUUUCUUCAAUUUUUUAGAUAUGUUUUAAUUGAUAAUGCAAACUAUGUAUGUUAACCUAGUGUUGAUAAGCAUUUUGAUCAGCACCACAUUUGGCAAUGAUAUGAAAUUGCUAGAUCCUCUGGUGCAUCUUCAUAAUGUCAAGAGUUAUACAACUGUUGGAGAACAAACAACUGCUGUGCAACAAUUACUGAAAAGGAUUAUUGGAGAUAGGAGCAAUGAUUUUCAAGUUGAUGUCAAUUUAACAACAAGUUCAGGAAAUGACAUUGUUAUAAUCACUAAUCCCAGCGUCGGUAAAAUUAAGAUAUCUGGAACAAGUGGAGUUGCGGUUGCUUUUGGAUUCAACCAUUAUCUCAAAUAUUAUUGCAACAAAUCAAUAACAUGGGCAGAAGAUAAUUUAUUUGAUCUUCCUGAUCCACUACCAUCUUUAAAAUCAGGAAAAUUGGAGUUAAAUGCUGGAGUAAAAUAUAGAUAUUAUCAGAAUGUAUGCACCGUCAGUUACUCUUCUGUGUGGUGGAAUUGGACAAGAUGGGAGAGAGAAAUCGAUUGGAUGGCUUUAAACGGCGUGAAUCUUCCUUUGGCAUUUACUGGACAAGAAGCAAUAUGGAGACGAGUUUAUAAACAAUUUGGUUGCACGGAUCAAGAUCUGGCAAACCAUUUUGCUGGUCCUGCUUUCCUUGCAUGGGGAAGGAUGGGCAAUGUUGAUGGAUGGGGAGGCCCUUUGCCAACAUCUUGGAUUGAGAACCAGUUGGCAUUGCAGCAUAAAAUUCUUACAAGAAUGAGAUCUCUCGGUAUUAUUCCUGUUCUACCAGGAUUUGCUGGCCAUAUUCCUGAAGCAAUCACUAAGCUAUAUAAGGUUAAUGCUACAAGACUGUCAUCCUGGUCAUAUUUCAACUGUACAUACUCAUGUACUUACUUGCUGGAACCUACAGAUCCUUUAUUUAUGAAAAUCGGGAAAAUGUUUAUUGAGGAGCAAAUAAAAGAAUAUAAUGGCACAAAUCAUAUAUAUAAUGCUGAUAUGUUCAAUGAAAUGACACCAAGGUCUAGUGAUACAACUUAUCUAUCUGAAACAUCUGCUGCUGUGUUCAAUGCAAUGAAGGCUACAGAUAAAGACGCUAUUUGGUUAAUGCAAGGAUGGUUAUUCAGGAACACUGCAUUCUGGAAACCUGACCAAGAAAAAGCACUUUUAACUGGAGUUCCUCUGGGCAAAAUGAUUGUUCUUGACCUAUUUUCUGAAUCAUCACCAGAAUAUGCACCAACACAUUCAUAUUAUGGUCAACCAUUUAUCUGGUGCAUGCUACAUAAUUUUGGCGGCAAUACUGGUUUUUAUGGAAAGAUAGAUACCAUAAAUAAGGGUCCUGCUGCUGCACUUGCUUUUAUGAACUCAACUAUGAUAGGAACAGGUUUAACUCCAGAAGGAAUAAAUCAAAAUUAUAUAAUGUACGAUCUAAUGUUGGAAGUUGGAUAUUUUAUAACUCCAAGAAAUAUUACUGAUUGGGUGAACCGAUUUGUUGUACGAAGGUACGCUUCCGACAAUUCACAUCUUCAACAUGCCUGGUCCCAAUUGGCUGCUACCAUAUAUAAUGAUACAACUCCUGGUUAUCCAACAAAGCGUACAAUACGUGGUCCCAUCGUCGACAGACCCACGACAAACUUACCAGAAUUUCCGAGAUGGUAUGACCAGAAAAGUUUGCUUACAAUAUGGGAUGAGUUCAUGAUGGGUUUGGAAGAUGUUGCUCCUAUACCAACUGUUAAAUAUGAUGCUGUUGAUAUAACAAGACAAAUGUUGCAAUACUAUCACUUCGAUGCUCAAUAUGCUUUGAUAACAGCAUUCAAUAAUAAAGAUGAAGCUGGUGUGAAUCACGCGGCACAUAUAUUGCUAGAUGUUAUAGACUACAUGGAUGAAAUAUUAACAACAGAGCAACAUUUUCUGAUGGGAAAAUGGGUCAAAGAUGCUCGAAAUAUGGGAACAAAUGAAGCAGAGAAAGACCUGUAUGAAUACAAUGCAAGAAAUCAGGUAACAUUGUGGGGUCCAGCUGGAGAAAUCCAUGAUUACGCAAGUAAAGAGUGGGGAUCAUUGAUGAAAUAUUAUUACAAGCCUCGUUGGUCUUUAUUUGUUGAUCGUGUGAAAGAAUGUGUACGAACUGGAUCACAUUUCAAUCAUGGAAAAUUUUCUCAGGAUGUUUUUAAUCAAGUCGAACAACCUUUCACUAUGGAUCAAACAUUGAUGCCAUAUGAUCCCAUAGGUGAUCCAAUAGCUGUGGCACAGAAAAUUUAUAAGAUAUAUCGAGGGCAAGGUUUCUUGAACAACAAACCGAAAUGAUAUUUUGACUUCUACUUCAUCACUAAUUAUCUUUCGAGUGCAAUAUUUCAUUUUUUACUCAUUUUUGUGCCAAUCAGCUAAAUACUCCCCAAGUUAUGAGUAAUUAUUUAAUCGACUUGUUCUGACUCGUGCUGUAUUCCCAAGUUAUAGUGUAAAAAUUUACUAAUUUCUGGAUACAUCCAGUCUUUAUACAUGAACUUUUCAGUGUUGGGUGCUUGUUCAUUUUCAAUUUCCUUUUUGGUGCAAUUUUUCAUUUUUUUACUCAGCUUUGUGUCGAUUAGUUAAUAUCUAACUAAUAUACUUGUUUAGAUUUCUACUGUAUUUUUUGUUAUGUUCAAGUGAACAAUUUAUACUCAAUUCUUGACUCUAGGAAUCUUUUUUAUACAUAUACGUUUUGUAGUGUUUGGUACUUUAACCAGAGCCAUGAAGUUAUCUUGACACUUUUGCUCACUUCAUCCAGAAAACAAACUUACAAUAAAUUCAAAUCAUGACGGAA
Styela clava is the source of this 3708-nucleotide messenger RNA. RefSeq names its product alpha-N-acetylglucosaminidase-like. The record is from RefSeq and is a predicted model, not a curated record. Lineage: Eukaryota; Metazoa; Chordata; Ascidiacea; Stolidobranchia; Styelidae.